GAAAUACCCCUUGAGAGAGAAAUACCUUGACCAUUACCCUUUAUCAACAAAAACCUAGAAUCCAUGGAGGAGGAGACGCCGUCUCCUUCCUCACCUCAAGAUGAAUGCAUGCAGGAUUUGAAUUCCAAUCAUAUGGACAAUACGAAUAAACAGCAGGAGAUCCACAUGCUUCCUAUGCAAUCGUUAUCAACCAAGGGUAAAAGUACAGAUAUCAAAACGAAUCUUCCCCCUAUUAGGAAGCAGUGGAUGCCACCUUUGGAAGGAUAUAUGAAACUAAAUAUUGAUGGUGCUUGGAAAUCAGGAAAUGUAGCAGGAGGAGGAGGUGUAUUCAGAAGGCACACUGGCUCCUGGUUUGUUGGGUUCUCUACUAAAUUUAGGGUUCAUUCUCCUUUGGCUUCUGAACUCUAUGCUUUGAGAGAGGGCCUAAAAAUUGCAAAGAACUUCUUAAUUGAUAAGUUAGAAGUUGAAACAGAUGCUUUGAAUCUUAAGCUCCUUCUUGAUAAGGUGAAAGAUCAUACUCAUCAUGAAUUGGGUCCGGUUCUUCGAGAGGUUACUCAGCUUUUGGGAGAAAACUGGAUCAUUAGUUUCUCUCAUAUUCCAAAGACCUAUAAUAGAGUUGCUCAUGCUUUGGCAGCUCACUCUUUGAUUAUGGUGGUGCAACAUAAGCUUCAUUACAUCAUUCCAUCCUGUGCAAAAGAGGAAUAUGAAGGGGAUUUUGAAAAAGCAAAUCCAGCAUAUGCAGAGGAGAUGAGAAGAAAUGCCCGGGAUCAAGUUCGGGCAAUGUGCAAUGCAAGAAAAGAAAAUGCAGCAAAAAACAACAAUAUAGCUCAGGCUUCUUCAGCUACAGAAAUUGUAUUCGGUUCCAUAGUCUCUACUAUCAAACAGGUGAUGCAGGAGAAGGAUUCAGGAAAGGUUGGAAGCAAUACUGAUAAGGGUAAAGGAAAGGCUUUUGUUCCAUUUGUUGUUGGUAGUUCAACAAUUCCAAAGGAUAUAGAAAUUGUUGAAGUUGAAGACGAUGAGGAGAUCAAUUCUGUCACCAACAACUAAUUGGAUCUUUCUUUUGGUGCGACGCAGGCUUCACAAGGUUAUAUAUGGCGUCUUUUUGGAUGUAUAUAAUCCUAGUUUUAAAGUAUAAGUAUUUUCGUAAUAUCGAUUAUGGUAUUAGGAUAGAUAACGAUUUUCAUCCUCAUUUUGAUAGUCCUAUCUUUUGCGGGCUUAAGGAAGAUAGUUAGGAGGACAAGGAUGAUUUGCUCAGCUGAUCUGAUUUUUUUCUGGAUCAUGCUUGCUUUUGUUAGUAUUAGGGUUUUUAUCCCUAAUUAAUUAAUAUAUAUAUAUUUCGUCGGUUUGCGUU
This is a messenger RNA of Spinacia oleracea (spinach), 1351 nucleotides long. RefSeq lists its product as uncharacterized. Gene Ontology annotation, molecular function: nucleic acid binding; RNA-DNA hybrid ribonuclease activity. The coding region runs from base 64 to 1047 and encodes 327 amino acids. The transcript has 2 exons. Lineage: Eukaryota; Viridiplantae; Streptophyta; Magnoliopsida; Caryophyllales; Amaranthaceae. The record is from RefSeq and is a predicted model, not a curated record.